Molecule: messenger RNA, 2145 nt
Organism: Cuscuta europaea
Lineage: Eukaryota; Viridiplantae; Streptophyta; Magnoliopsida; Solanales; Convolvulaceae
Source: the annotation of a GenBank genome assembly
UGUUGAUCUUUCUGAUGAUUGUAACCAGUCCUAGUCUACGACUCUACAUAGUGCAGUAUGAUUAGCAUCGGAGAAGACGGUGUCCUCUUCCUUCAAAAUUCUCCUCAUAGAUCUCGAAAAUCCUGUGAUCACUUUUUUAAUAUUUUUUUGUUUUGAACUUACCUUAUUUUCUUUUGUUUAAAGUCAGUCAAUGAACCAUUCUCUGGGGUUUCCUACACAAUAAGUCCAGAAAAACUUGAUGGACACUCAUUUGUUUCCUUGUACUCCGUAGUUAUUUUGUUUUUGUUUUUGUUUUUGUUUUAGAUUCCUUGACGAGUUCGAGGAGCUAUCUUUAAAGUCAUUAUUAUUAGUACAUUAGAUUCUAUUGUUUUUGGUCCGAGGAAGUGGCCAUGAGGUUACUGAGGUUGCGAGAAAUUCGCUUGGUUCCAGUUUCACUGUUUUUCUUCCUGGUUUUGGUUUGCCGACAAUUUUCUGUUUGUGGGUCUCUCAGUGAUAAAGGUCUGAUUUUUCUGAGAUCCAAGGAAGAUGGCUAUGGAGGGGAAAUUCAGCUUUCUUCUUCGUCUGACAGCGUUUAUUAUUCCGAAAGAAAUGGCCUGAGCAUGGGAAAGUCCAGACAUGUAGCAGCCAACAGGAAAUUGAUGGAAGUAGCAACUCACAUCCCAUUCAUCUUUCCAAUCCGGGCUACCAUGUAUUAUGUUCAAUUUGUUGUACAUCCUGGUCCCUCACCCUCCCCUUCUCAUGCACCCUCACCUUCCCCUUCUCGCGUGCCCUCACUCUCUAGGGUCCCACAGUUGGCGCCUACCUCUGCUCUUUCUAUUACCCUCUCUUCAGCACCUACUUCUUCAUCACAUAAUUUCAGCCCAAAAUCCAACCAAGUUUUGAUAGUAUCUGCAAUCGCGGGUGGUUCUCUUCUGCUCAUAAUUCUGCUCACUAGUUUGUUGGUAUUUUGUCAUAAGAAUAACAUAGCUGUUGUCAAACCCUGGGCCACCGGUUUAAGUGGGCAGUUGCAGAGAGCAUUUGUCACAGGUGUGCCAAGUCUUAAGAGACAAGAACUAGAGAUAGCUUGUGAAGAUUUCAGCAAUGUGGUUGGCGCCUCAUCAUUUUGUACAUUUUACAAGGGCAUAUUGUCCAGCGGGGUGGAGAUAGCAGUCAUAUGUCUCACUGUCGAGUCUCACAAGGAUUGGUCACGAGAUCAAGAAAUGCAGUUCAGAAAGAAGAUUGAUAUGCUGUCAAAAGUGAAUCACAAGAACUUUGUGAACCUAAUUGGUUUUUGCGUUGAAAAGAAACCUUUCACGAGAAUGAUGGUCUUUGAAUAUGCUCCUAAUGGAACACUUUUUGAGCAUUUACACUCUAGGGAGGUGGAUCACUUGGAUUGGAGAAUGAGAAUGAGAAUCAUUAUGGGCGUAGCAUACUGUCUGGAACACAUGCACCAGCUGAGACCGCCGGUCCCACACAAGAACCUCAAAUCCUCUGCGAUUCAUCUCACGGAAGACUAUGCAGCCAAAGUGUGGGACUUCAUCACAUGGGAUGACGAUUCUGCUGACGAUGACACGUCAACUCCGGAGACCAAUGUGUACAGCUUCGGUGGCAUUCUGCUUGAGAUUGUGACUGGCCGGCAACCAAACGCGCUGAACGACGUCGCAUCGGAGUAUGUCAGGGGCAGAAAGUCCCUCCGGGAAAUGGCCGACCCAAUUCUAUGUUCUUUCAAUCCAGAGCAGAUGGAUGGGCUUGGUGAAGUGAUUAAAUCUUGCCUCCGUCUUAGCCCAAGAUUGAGGCCUAGUAUGAGAGAAAUUAGUGGUAGGCUGAGAGAGAUAAUUGGGAUUGGGCCUGACGCUGCUGCCCCAAAGGCAUCUCCUCUUUGGUGGGCUGAGCUCGAGAUUUUAUCUGCACAUGAUGCAUUUUAAAGGAAUUUUUUUCUUGUGUUUAUUCAUUUAUUUAUUUAUUGCAAUGGUUGUAUAUUCUAAGGUGGUUAAAGGCUUGUUCAUGUUAACUACCCCGCCAUUGAAGGUUAGGUUGGAGUUGUCACAAAUUGAAAGUAAAUGUUUUCUUUUUGGUAAUUACUUUUGGUUAAAAUUCCUAUUUUAACUAUCAUUACAUUCUAAAUCAACAUAUCAUCAGUUACUCUUUUACAGUUUUACUGCCACC